CUUUCAGCUGGUGUCCACACGCGCCACUUUGCAAUGGAGCUAGCUGUGCGUAGUACCAGCUAUUCCCAUUGAAAAUGGCAGGUCUGAUGUGGAGCGAAUGGAGGGGGAGUUGCGGUAAGAAAGACAUCGGAAAUUGUGGGGUUUUUGGGUGGGAUUACGAAAGCACUUGGUGAUGGCGAUCGAGAAGUAUUUCGUCUGUUCUAAACCCUCAUUCUGGGCUGUGGAAUGGGUCGUUUCAUGUGAUUUGGCGAGUAAACAACACUUGGGUGGCAGUCGUGCGCCGCCACAGGCUGUAUUGCCAGCUGUGCUGUGUGUUUUUAUGUAGGCCUAGGGGUCUAACGUUAUGACAUUGACAGCAAUUCAUGAAUGCGGAAGUCUAUGUAACUGAUGAAGCGAACUUUGAAGCUUCUACUUUUCCAGCCAUGGACUCCCAAGCUGGGACAUUAGCUGGCAACAUUUGCAACAACCCGCCACAUUUACCGCAGUCGGUGCGCGUCACGGCAGGGAACAGCGGCAGCGAAUUCAGGGAGGUCUUCAUCUCAUCGUCGGAGAUCACUAACCAGUCCGCAGGCAUGGGUGUUGCAGCAGAGCCACCACAAUUUACAACGGUUGCCAGGUCCCAGGAACAACAAAAUGACGGCCAAAGAGUUAACGGUGUCGGCGAAGGACCGAUUUCUAGAACCGCUGUGCGUUGUUCGGGAAACGAGUCCGUUGCAGCCUCAAAUGAGACACCUGGCCUGUCAGAUGGCCAAAGAAUCACAACUAGGAUGGAGGAUGUUUCACUUGAUUCACCGACGACAGUUGAGAAUCUUCUGACGAGUGCAUCCUCAGACACAACGACGAACAAAUCUGACACAACGUCAUCAUCAUCAAGCAAUCCUUUACAGGGACCGGUCAAAUUAUGCAAUAGAACUAGUAGCAGUUUAGGUAAUUUAGUCAUUACAGAAAACAAUGGCAACCAAGCCAUCCACAGUUCUUGUGAUGCAAUAGGGAGUGAUCUUGCCACGGCCUCACCACAGGAUGCAAUAAGAUUAGAACCAGAUUUACUGAGGCAAUGCGGCGAACGCAUGCCAGGGGAUGGACAGGAGCAUCCGUCGGACUCGAACCCGAACCAAAGCUGCGGGACGACGAGUAUCGCAUCUGCUCAGUCCGGGGAGUCUUCUCUGGAACAGCCUGCAGUUUUGGACGUCACCAGUAGCGAGGAGCUCAUUCUGAGCGACAUCGAGCUGUCUGGGGAGAGUCCCGCGUCCCCUGCAACUAUUGACGUCAUAAACCUGGGCUCCCAGUCGCCCAUUGGGUCCAAGCUGAGGAGACCGAGGUCCCUCGAGGGUUGCCUAGAUCUGGAUGACAGACCUUCCAAGUGGACAACCCCAAACAAAUCCCAGUCUCUCAGAACCACACCCUCAACGAGCACUCCCCGGUUCCUCGAGGAACUGAAUGAAGCAGGAACCGCUGUCAUUGAACUGCAGGAGCCAACCUUGGAACCAUUGCAAGAUGGUCAGUCGGACUCCAGAAACCCCCGCCUCUCCGGCAUUCUGCAGCAUGAGCUCAGGUCGAGGGCGUCCUUCACGAGCGUUUCGAGCCUGAGCACGGACUACUCAUCUUCUCUCGCUACCGACGACCUCAGCGAGAACAGAGACAGCCUGGAGCCGGGCUUUGUUGAAGUGAACUUGCACAGUCAGUUGAGUGGAGGGGACCACUGGGCCUACACAACCCAAGGAGCAAAGCCUAAAAAGAAGGGCUUGGCUGGAUUCCUAGCAAGAAACCUUUUCCCCUGGAAGACGUCGGCCAAGUCAUCCGUGGACCAAGUGGACGGCCCGCCGGCCAGCUCCGGAUGGAAGCUCUUCAAUCGCAGCCCAGCCAAGCACGCCGCCCAGCACCCCGCCCAGCACCCCGCCCAGCACCCCGACCCCUAUGACAGCAACUACCCGCCCAAGGGCAAGACGCACCCGCCCACGCUGUCCCUGAACUGGAAGAAGAAGCAGGCUGGGAUGCGACCGGCGACCUCCACCACAGCGCUAAUCCUGGAGAACAGGCCUCAACACCUCCCGGCCAAGAAUCCUGACGAAGAACAAAAGCACAAAGAGCAAUAUGAAGAGAUGGUCAAAGGAGCCAAGCAGAAAGAAAUCAAGGUGUACAAGCAACAGAUGAAGAAGUUAGCCAAGCAGCUCAAGUACGAAGAAGGGAUCAAGACGCUUCUCCACGUUUGGCAGACUGACCUCCUAAAGAACUGGGAUCACUCGAAAACCAACAAGAAGACGAGGGAGAUGUGGUGGCAGGGCAUCCCGCCCAGCAUCCGGGGCCGGGUCUGGAUGCUGGCCAUCGGCAACGAGCUCAACAUCACCCCGGAGCUGUUUGAAAUCUUCCUGGCCCGAGCCAAGGACCUCAUCAAAGUCUUCAACGAGCCUGACACCGAGGACUCUGAGGAAGUUCAUGAGGCCAGCAGAGAAGACAGCGUGGACGUGAUACGACUGGAUGUUUCCCGGACGUUCCCGCAUCUGUGUAUAUAUCAAAAGGGUGGUCCCUACUUCGACCGUCUUCAUAGUGUGUUAGGUGCAUAUGCAUGCUACAGGCCAGAUAUUGGUUAUGUUCAAGGGAUGUCGUUCAUCGCCGCAGUAUUUCUCCUGUAUCUGGAACCGGCUGAUGCGUUUUGUUGUUUUGCCAACGUUCUCAACAAGUCAUGCCAACUUGCCUUCUUCCGGCUUGACCAGCCCGUGAUGCAGUCUUAUUUUGAUACCUACGAGGAAUAUUUUGAGGAUAACCUUCCUGAUCUGUACAACCACUUCAAGAGCCAGUGCCUUACUCCAGACCUGUACAUCAUUGACUGGAUGUACACUCUGUACACCAAGUCUCUACCCUUGGAUGUCGCCUGUCGCUUUCUAGACAUCUUCUUCAGAGAUGGCGAGGAGUUCAUCUUCCGCACAGCGCUAGGCAUCCUGCAUCUCUACGAGGACAUCCUCAUCUCCUUGGAGUUCAUCCAGCUGGCCCAGUUCCUGACCAAGCUGCCGGAGGACAUCCAGUGUGAUCAACUCUUCAAGAGCAUCGAGGUCGUCGACAUGCACCAGAAGAAGUUCAGCCAGGUCCUGGCCGUCCACCUGGCCAACAACAGCCACAGUUAAAACAAGGGGUAUGCAUUCGUUCCAGCGGCCGACACGCUAAUGGAGUAAAGUCUGUCACAAGCCAAUAUAGCCUAUCAGGCCAGAAUUGUUUUCUUGUUCCUUGGUAUGAAGGAAGAGAAUAUAUCUCUUCCCCUGGAUAGGAUACCAGUCACAUGUUACUCCCCAGCUAAUGGCAGUACCCAGUUGUACUCCUGGGUGGAGAGUGGCAAGUUGGGGUAAAGUGGCUUGCCCAAGGACACCACAUAUGGAUGGACAUCAUCAUCAUCGUUGGUUUUAAGGCCGUUGUCCAGUCUGUUCUGGGUUGACCUGCUUUCUCCCUGUGGCUCCUCUCCACUUGGCCCUGUCCGUUGCGUCCCUCACAUUGACUCCAAGCAGUCGCAUGUCAGCUGACACAGAGCUCUGCCUCUUUGCCGUGGUCGGCCAAUGGGUGUGGGCCCAUCCGCAACUAUUUUAGUACACCUCUUGACAUAUUUUUGACAAUUCAGAGCAGAUCUUCCAAUUUCCACAAUUAUAGAUCUGGUUUUAAUGACAAAACUAAAAUCACAAGUGGAGCAGAAAUAUUCUCCCACAUGAGCACAUAUAUACCCCACUUAUAUGUUUGGGUUUUGCCUCCAUUUUCAGCCCCCCCCUUCCGUAAAUGCUGGAUCCGCCACUGUCAUUUGAGACUGGAUGACCUGUGAUGAUGUUAUUAAACUCAGAGGAAUUAUCUUUAAAUCAGUUAUCUUGUCACAGGCUUCAUAUACAGUAUUUAGAAGAGGCUUCAAUUUUUUUUAAUUGUAAUGAUGCCAAAAACGUUCCUCAUAAUUAAAGUCUGAGUACGAUGCUUGGCCAAUGCAAGAAAAUGUUUUGCGUUUUUGUUUUUUUUGCAAAACUUGUCAAACAUUGAAAAAACAAAUCAUUCCUUUUUGGUAUAUUUAAAAUUAGUCCUUUAUGGGAAUGAGUGUCGACACAUGUUGUAAACGGCACACAAUUAACCCUUUUUUAAGCAAGAAAUGAAAUUUUGUUGUAUAUACAAUGUAAUAAAAUAUGAGACAAUAGAUUCCGUAAAUUAUGGUAAUUGCUCUUUGAGUGACUAAGUACAGACCAAAAUAAUAUAGAGGUAUAUCAAUGGAGAUGAAUGAAUUUCUAUUCUACAUAUUAUUCUAGAAAAGCAGCUAAUAAAAUUAAUGCUUGUUUUCAUUCUCGCCCCAUAGCGCAGGAUGACAGUAAUUUUUAUAAUCCAUUUAUGGUUAGUAUCCAUAGAAACCCUUUAUAUUCCUUUUCUUUUUUGUUUCCUGAUUCAUAACAACAAAAAAGUUUCAUGUAAAAUUUUAUAUAAACCACUACAACACAAAGGUAUGCAUUAUAUUAUAAAAAAUAAUAAUUUAUAUAUCGUAUCAACUUGUACAUAGUGUAAAAGAAAUGAAAAACAAAAAUUGUGAUACCGAUAAAAGUAGCGCGAGUACGAAAAGGCACAUUCUUUUAAAGGAACAAAACAUAGUAUGGCAAUUUGUGCACGUUGUGUAUAUAUUCUGAUUAUGUGGUAUAUUUUUUAUGUGAUAUUCAGGAUUAGCCUGUAUGACGAAUGCGGUGUGAUGUACCAUUCUGAAAAAGGCUCAUUUCAAACGCAACAGCACAGGGCUAGUUUACAUCAUAAUAUGCUCUUUUUUUUAUGACGGCCCUUGGUUUCUUGUAUCAUAUGCUAUAUGUAUCGAUCUUUUCAAUGUAUUAUCUUAAAGUACCUAAGUUUUGUAGUAACAACCACUUCAUUAACAUUAAUGAUUAUAGUGUUGUUUUCACGGCAUUAGUUACUUUUAGGACCCCAGAAUGAAAAUGCAUUAAAUGUGUUUUGAACUUGCCUAAACAGCUGGCGAAGGCCAGAUUUAAUUGUUGAUCACUGAAGGAUUUUUUUUAAAGGGAAGUUAAGUUCGAGAACCACUCGGUUGACAACUGACCUAUGAACAACAUCAACUUCCCAAGGAAAAAAUAUCCUUCGGCGAAAAUAUAGAGGAGUCCUAAAAGUAACUAAUUCCAUUUUCACCUUACAAUCCUCUCAGCAAUGUUUACUUUGUCAUUUAUAUGUGCAUCAAAAAGAUUCCUACCCUAUUCCAAAUUGUGAUUUAUUCAAUUUUGUAUAUUCCAACUUCACGAGAUUGGAGGCUUUUCUUUUCGGGAUAACACUUCACCAUUAUGCGAAAUUGAAAAAAAAAUACCUCCUUUUGAAUACGUGAAAAUUGAAGAAAAUAUUCACAUUUUCUUUUUGAUUUCCGCACGGAACGCCCAUGGGUCAUCAUUAACCCCAUAGAGUUGUGUAUACUUUUAUCUGAUGUGUUCAUCCCGAAGUGAAAUUGUCAAAUCCUGACUUGUACGGAAUGAUACGCAAAGGCCUACCGGUAUUAUAGCCAAACUGUGUAACGCAUGUGACCAAGCGAAAAUCUAUUUUAUCUUCUUGCGAGAUAAAAGAGAAAAACAGAUGACAAUCGAGGUGUUCUAAUUAGUACAAAACAUUUUGUCAUCCUCAUCCCAUAUUUUCGGUUCGGGGAGAAGAAAUUUUAAAAGUUUAUUGGCGUAACUGUACUGUAUAUUAUAAAUUGAGAUUAGCGAGCGAUUUGUAUUUUGUAUACCGUAACCAAUCACUCAAAAUGUGUCAUCGAAAAUGAGCAUAACAAUCGAAGACAUUGUUUAUGACAAUUAACAGCUCAGGCUUAAAAUAAUAUCAGGAUUCUAUCCCCGUCGUGGGUGAUAUCAACUGAUUUCCAAAAUAUGUAUUUGCGGGAAUGAUUUUAUGAUUGACUCGAAAAUGUGAAUCUACGGACAAAGGAUAAUUGUUUUAAAUGGUCAAGCCGUAUAGAUGGUUCAAAUUUUGUUGAGGAAAAAAUGAAGACAUCUUGCAGUUUCCAAGUCUCAACCGCACUGUAAAUCGAACGUUAAUCACUACACACUGAUAUUUUAUCAAUUAGGCCUACUUAACUUUUGUUUUAGUAUUUGCAGACUUUGCCUGGAUUCGGUGUCAUUCAGAAUUUGGGCGGGACAUUUAGUUGACGCGCACCGUUCCUUGUGUGUGACGCACGUACGUACACCAGGGAAUUUGUACUAUGUACACGCAGUGGUACGGCCGCGCCUAGCGGCAAAAUUUCAGUCAGGCAAGAUGGCGUCGGUCAGUCACCCCCAACUGUACUUUCUUUGCCGGUGAGGGGGUACUUGUGAACGGAGCGGAUAGUGAACGACAGUAGGUCCUCUCGACUUUUCGGCUAGUUUGCAAUUGUCACGCAAGUCGUCUUACGACCACAGAAAACUGGUCAAAAUGUUGAGAAUCUGGUUACAAGCUGUCAGUUCAAAUCGAUUCUGGUACUUUCAGUUGUGUGCGUAAAAGUUUUGGUCGGGGAUAACUCUCAAACGCAGGCUGUGUUACUCCGCUUUUUUGUACCCUCACCGGGAGUUUUAAAGUUCGAUGAAACAUUGUUUAAUGUUGGCUGUGAUUACCUUCAUCGAACGCACGCUAGUCGACGAUGGCUGGACUUUCCAGAUGACCUUUUUUGAUCCGGCUGAUCGAGGUCAGCUGCUUCGCUGGUUACCAGCGAACUAUGGUUAAAUGUGGUUAGACCUCGCCUGAACUUGCUCUAUGGUGACGUUUGACAGUAAUCGACUUGCAGAUCUAGGGACCGGGCGACUGUAAACAUUAGCGCGCAGUCGCGAGGUGCAUCACAACACCACCACAAGUAACCAAUAGUCCUUGCUCGAACUCGUUCCAUCCUAAAAGCUAAAACUGAAUUCUAGCACGUCUUACCGAGAAUUGGUCUUCACGAAAUUGCUUCUUUAUUCCCGUGGCUGAAUGACAUUGUAUUAUUUCUUUGGCCAGAGGCAGAAUCUAUGGUUUCUUGUCGUUCGUAUAUUUUGUUUUUAUAUUUGGAUAAUAAAUUGUUAGUUAAAAUUGUAAAAAAAAAAAAGCAAAACGAUGUGAAUUUGAAGUCGCACAGUCAGUGGGGCCCUUUUGUCCAUGUAGUGUAAUCAGUGCAUUAUGUACAAACAGUAAUUUUUGUAUGUCGCUCAUUUAUAAAUAUACAAACAAUGAAAGGCACAAAUUAUAAUGUACAGACAAUAUACAGAUGGAAUAAAUAUAAAUGGUGCCAUUGCAUAACAUA
Molecule: messenger RNA, 7240 nt
Organism: Patiria miniata (bat star)
Lineage: Eukaryota; Metazoa; Echinodermata; Asteroidea; Valvatida; Asterinidae
Product: TBC1 domain family member 14-like
Source: RefSeq, a predicted model, not a curated record